Messenger RNA from Spodoptera litura, 5235 nucleotides. RefSeq names its product Ras-related protein interacting with calmodulin (gene Ric). Gene Ontology annotation, molecular function: GTP binding; GTPase activity. Gene Ontology annotation, cellular component: membrane. NCBI's taxonomy places the organism in Eukaryota, Metazoa, Arthropoda, Insecta, Lepidoptera, Noctuidae. Gene Ontology annotation, biological process: signal transduction. The record is from RefSeq and is a predicted model, not a curated record.
AAUUAUAUUACUACUAUGGAAGACUAUAUGACAAAUGAUCAGAUCCACAUUUAAUUAUUGUCUUUGAAAAAGAUAACUGUCUAUUUGUGCUGUAUAUAAACUAACAUGAAUCAGUUUAUUUUUAUUUACUAACUUUCAUCUUUUUGGGAACGAACCGAACGCAAAUAAUAGCUAAAGAUGGCCAACCUAUCAAAACAAAAUCGAAAUGUCAAUCGCUUUCAAUCAGCUGUCGAUUUUUUAUUGAAGAAAUAGAAGACACCUAAAUUAUUUGUAUAUAAACCAAAAUGUGCAUUGUUAAAUGAAAGGGUUUUCCUAGUUUUGAGUGGUGUAAGAUAAUUCGGCACGGUGGUGUUAGUGUUCGGCGGGGGCGUGUGCGGCGGGCCAUGGCGGUGGUUGCGGUGUGAAGGUGGCGGGCGCGGCUCUCGGGCGCAGGCAUGCGGCGGCAUGGCGGUCGAGGCUGCGGGCACGUCGCGCGGCCUCCGCGUCUACAAGAUCGUGGUGCUGGGCGACGGCGGCGUCGGCAAGUCCGCCGUAACGCUGCAGUUCGUCAGUCACAGCUUCUUGGACUACCAUGACCCUACUAUAGAGGACUCGUACCAACAGCAAGCAGUGAUAGAUGGAGAGCCAGCUUUGUUGGACAUACUGGACACUGCAGGACAGGUGGAGUUCACGGCAAUGAGGGAACAAUACAUGCGGUGCGGCGAGGGGUUUGUGCUGUGUUACUCGGUGACAGACCGGCGGUCGUUCCGCGCGGCCGCCGAAUACAGGCGACUACUGGCGCAAGCGAGGCCCUCCGAGAGACUGCCGCUUGUGCUUGUCGGGAAUAAACUGGAUCUCGCGCCCAGGUUUAGACAGGUGACGACAGAAGAGGGCAGGGCACUCGCGACGCAGCUCGGCUGUCCAUUCUUUGAGACGUCUGCAGCACUCAGACAUUUUGUGGACGAUGCCUUCCACGCGCUCGUUAGGGAAAUACGACGGCUGGAGAGACAAAGACAGGCAUCAAUAUUGGGAACAGGUAUUUCGACAAGCGGUGGACGCAGACGGUGGCGACGUCUUCGAAGCAUCUUCGCACUGGUCUUCCGACGAAGAAGAAGGCACCACACAUCGCCUUAAACACACCACAUGGAGGUUCAACAGUCCGUAAGAUCUUUGUACUAUCAACUAUGGAAAGGAUAAGAUAUUGUUAUGUGAAUAUGUAAAAUAUUCCAUAAAACUGACAUUGCGAUAAGCAAGAAAAUCUUAACUUUAAGAUACAUAACUUUUGUUAUGUCUACCACGGUAUAAUAACCAUUAAACGACGAAAAUGUAUUGAUAUGAUAAAAUAUAAUAGAAACUAACGUACUUAUUAAGGUUUAGGUACGUAUAUUCAAGUUUAUUUUUUUAAUUGGCAACUAUGUCUUUGAAAGUUUCUAUUCUCUAUGAUUAACUAAAGUUUUACACAUACUACUUAAACUAUAUGACUUUUUAUAUGUAAUUAAAAAAUAACCAAAAAGUUUCAAUGCAUGGAAUAUCUAUUAAGAUUUUCGUGCAUUUAUUAAACCAAUUGAAUUUUAUAUGCCCCUUCUUCUACCUCAAUGUGAUGCUACUAUUUAUUGUUACGUAAAAGAGGGAUAAGUAACAUUUAGCAUUUUAUUUGUUAACUUCUAUAAUAUUUGAAUGCUGUUUGCGCGAUUUUGGUGUAGCAAUAAAUUGUGAUCUGUUAUUAUCGAAUAUUUAAAUGUUACAGGCACUAAUAUAAAAGUAAACAGCAUUAAAUAUGCCAAAAUCUUUGCUCUAUAUGCCUUUCUUCAAUUUGUUCGAGAGCAAUAAAGUUAAUGUAUGCUUAGUCUGUGUUAGUCAACUUAGUAAAUGAGGCCUAAGAUAAAGUGAGAUACUAAAACGUCUAUCUGUUUUAAUGUAAAUGUCUUACGAAUUAUAUGAGUCAAAGUGAAAGGAAUUUGAAUAACUGUGAAGGUAAAAUUAUUAUGUACAGAAUAUCUAAACUUGGCGGUCCACUACCGUGCUCUCGAUGGAGACGAUUUUGCAAAUCCAAAAAAAAAUAAGUCUAUUUUAAACAUUGUCUUGAUUUUUCCACCAAGUGUUACUUAAUAUGAAAGCCAUAGAAAUUAGUUGCCAUAUAGGAAUGCUAUACUUUAUGCAUUUAAAAACCUUGCCAUACAAAGCUACUUCAACAGGAUACCUUGGUCCACUACCUCUUAAACAAUUCCUAAUUAGAUAAUUGGAUAUAUCUAGUAAUUUAUUUAGGACCCCUCUUUAUAGUAGGUAAUUUUAGAAGGAAUCUAGGCCUAAAUGACAAGUUUCUAUUGAUGUUAUUUGUGACAGAUGAUAUUGCCUUUAAGUGACAGUUGUUGGCAGUUGCUAAUGUCACAAGUCUUGUUGAGUUUCCACUGUAUUGUACUCUAUAAAUGUUCGUUGUACACGUUUGAUAUACUGUGAAACCCCUAAUGUACAGAUGUACUUAAUAUUUUUAAAACCGGUGCCAUUUUUUGAAAUAAUUCAACCCCAUAAAAGAUUUGUACAAUCUUGGCUUGAGUACCUAAUAGAUUAGACCAUACGUCUUCCGAGAAACGGAAUACGUGAAAGCAAUAAAUAAAUAUAGAAGUUAUUUUAUUGUUCGGUUAGGCCAUUUGUUAGAUGAUGUUCAUUUUGGGAGACAAGUUUGAAUGUUUAGCUUGUAUUGUAGCUGUAGGUAGGUGUAGCCGGGUGACCAACUGGAACAUAUGGACAUACCAUAAAUUCUAAGUACAUUGAUGGUUUAUACUACAUUGAACAGUUGCGAUGUUAAUUCAGGGACAAAAAUACUUUUAUUUACGAAGUAUAAUAUGAUCACUUGCCUGUGUAAUGUGUAAUCUCAGAUAUUAUGUGAAGGUGGGUCCACACUCAACAUGUAGUGUUAAGCACCCACCAUUAGGGAUGAGGUUCGAAUAUUAUUAAAUAAGCCUCUGUAUAGGUUAUUGUAUAUUUCUAAUCUAGGCGAUUUCAUUGACUAGUCUAGAGUAAGAUUUAGAUUAGUAUGGGAGUUCUUUUAGGUUAGUGUAAGGCAGGCAAUGUUCACAUGUAUUCCAGUUGGUGCACAGACCUGGCGAUAAGUUAUAGGGGACCUUAAUAAAAUUCCAAACGUAUUAUUCAAAUGCCAUAUUCGUGUAUCCCAACCAAAGCAGUUUUUAAAAAGUAAAAGUUUUGGUAUUCUCAUUGAACCUUGGAGUACAAUUAAGUAAUGUAAGUGAGAUGUCGAGCUCUUCAUUUAUCUGUGUAACAGAUGCAGCAAUAAGUAUAUGAAGUAAAUAUAUAAAUAUAUUUAUGUAUAACUAGAGUAAUCGGUGUAUGUAUAUGAGUAAUGAGUUCGGCCGGCGGCGGGGAGUGUGUGAACUUGUAUAAUACUAGGUCGAUACGCACAAAUACUAGUGUAGUCGUAACGUACGUCUUGUGUCCGUGUGUGUGUUAGCUCCGCCCUCCGGAACAUUAGACGUGCACGUAGGAUAAUAUUAAUGUUAAUGAGAGAUUCCUAAAUACGAGCAAUAUUAAACGCCUAAUGUGGUAACUAAUUGUGAUGUGGAUGUUAGCUGUGUCUACAUUUAAUUCAUAUUAAUGGUAGUACUUGUCUAACCGGAUUGUACCGGAUUUUACCCCCAUAUUAAAUAUGUUUCAACGUAGAUUUUGAUGUAUUUCUCGUGUUUUUUAUUAAUAUAGUUUGUACUGUCGAAUGUUUCGGGCGGGGAGGUUGUACCCAUAGUGCAAUAACAAGGUGUCAAACUAGGGUAAUCGUUCUCUGGAGACUUGGGAACGAGUGUGGAUUACACGUAAAUACAUACAUUCUCAAAUAAUGUAGUAAAGUAAGUUCAAGUAAGAUAAAAGCUGUUUACAUAUUUACUUCAAAUAUCACUUAAAAUAAUACUGAAUAAGGUCCAAUUUCGAAAAGCCCUACUCUACCUUACCUUCUUUACAAUAUUUCUUAAAAAUUAAUUUCCCAUGCGCUAAUCACCACUCGUUUCGAAGUCCCAAAGCGCUCGAGCUUUGCCGUAAGGCAUACAAAGCCUAUUGUCCUAACAAGGGAUUAUAAUAUAACCUAAUUUAGUCCUUAAUGCUGUUUGAUUAAAGUACAAUUUAAUUUGUAUAGUGAAUGUUAAAUGUCAUCGUUCGUUGGUUGCAUUGAGUUCGUAUUCUUAGGGCGUCUUAAUGUUCAUCUAAAUCUCGAUUCUGGCUAAGUUUACAUAGAUGUGUUCAUGAUCAUAAAAUACUGCAUCAUUUAUGAUAAACUUUCAAAGAAAAUAAACAUCUGGAAAGUAAUGGUAACCGUUUAAGGCAGACGGAUGUUAGUUGGGUUUAAACUUAAAAGCAAUUACAACUAUGCCGUAUAAUGUAAUAUAUAUAUGACGUAGAGAGUGUCAACUCUCUCAACAUGACAUGAUAAAAAUGAAUCAAAUGACCUUCGUUUUGUUGCGCGAUAAUGCACCUUAUAAUAUGCAGUAUACGUAUCAGCUUAGUAAUUCCAAUUAGUAAUAGAAUGACAGUCUAACUAGACUUAGCUACAAUGGAGACUUAUGGCCAGUCUUAAUAGCAAAUCUCUCGAUAAAGCCUACUGGAGAUGCAAUUUUGUGUGGAGCCCUUGCGCGGUUUCAACCGCUGCUUGACAGCUAUUGGUCGAAACAUAACCUGUUAUGGCCUAUAACGUUUCUCUAUACAUGGAGUAUCCAAAAAAAAUUUUUUUCAAUUCAAACCAGAACUUUCCGAGAUUAGCGUCUUCAAACAAAAAAACAAGCAAGCAUACAAACAAACAAAAUCUAUAGCAGUAAAUCUAUGAACAACAAAAUCUAUAGACAGGUUUGUUGAGACUGGUCGUAGAUGAACACUGCUGAUCCCCUUAGUAACGUAUGAAUAGGUUCUAACUCUAGUCAUUAUUGUUUUGUAUAGCUGUUAAUAGAUGUUCAUCUUAACUUUAUAAUCGACGGUUCACUGGUAAAUUGAGCUUUAUUACUAGCUACAUACAAGUUUAUUUACAUUAAUGCUUGUUUAAUAUAUAAUUGGUGAAAAGUACGUGUUAUGUGGACUAUUGCCUACCUCUUCAUGGAUUGAGAGGCGUGUUAUGUUAUGUUUAUUUAAUUAGUCAUAUAAUUUCUUCUUCAUGAAUCUCUAUUUAAUGUCAUUGAUAUUUAUUGAUAACUACCGUGAGAUAUACUAAAUUAACUAAAAUUCGCGGGGGGCUCACGUGAAUAUACUGAGAAAAGCUCUACUAGU